Messenger RNA from Phyllopteryx taeniolatus (common seadragon), 10111 nucleotides. Its product is annotated as NACHT and WD repeat domain-containing protein 2-like. The record is from RefSeq and is a predicted model, not a curated record. NCBI's taxonomy places the organism in Eukaryota, Metazoa, Chordata, Actinopteri, Syngnathiformes, Syngnathidae. Gene Ontology annotation, molecular function: protein binding.
UGUGGGGACUGCUUGAUUAUGGAUCAGCGGAUUCAUCAGGAUGAUUCAUUCUAUCACAUUUGGCCCCAUGGCUCCUUUCACACUGCAUUGGUUCUUUACCUGACAAUCUGUGUGUUUGCAUCAAGCACCAUAUUCAUCAUUCUUGGUAUAAUUUCUUGCUGUCUUUGAUCAGUGCUGGCUAAAAUAGAAGAGAAACACUGAAUGGACAAAUGCAAAUGACAUUCAAAGGGCGCCAAGUUCAAUUGUUUUGUUUUCCUCACUCCAGACCCCUUAAUUAAAUACCCUUCAAGCCUUUAAACUCCUUGCCAAAUGGCAGCGUAGCACUUUUUAUUUAUUUCUACAUCCACUGCAAAGUAGCAGCAUCUCCUCUGAAGAGCUGAUACUGGUGUCAGAUACUCUCUUCACUCUGAAUCUAUAGUGGCUCCUUUGUUUCAGUGUGACUGCUAUUUUCAUUUCAAUGUAUUCUAAAGAGACUGAGGUAUUGGGGACAUUGUAAAUUGGUGUUUUGCUUAACUUAUAAAAAUGAGAGGAUGUGCACUGCUAGGAUGUUUCCAGUGAGGGUGUUUUCAUUUGUGUGUGUGUGUGUUUGUUUGUUUUUUACACCAUUGUGAUUGUUUCUAACAGAGAGGAAAUCACUGUUCGAAUGUCUCACUACUUCUGUACAAUCAAAGGAUUCAAGUAUCGGCUUAAAUUGAUAUUUUUUUGUAUAACAGUUCCACACAAUUGUAUUUGGAGAAUUUAAUUUCAUAUUUGGGUGUUUAACUAACACUUAAUAUUAAUUUGUGUUGAAAUUAUAGACAGGCUUAACAAUCACUUAAACAACUAAUUAAUUGAUGAUAACAAUUAACAGAUUAUUUUUUGUUGUAAAUUUAGUCUUUCAAAAAAGUCCUGAUGCCUGCGUGGAACUAAUUUACUUUUGUUUUUUUCAAAAGAAAAAUGAUGACCAAAAUGACCACAGUGUGAUGAUUAUCUGUUUCUUUUUAUUUUUGAGUGUUGUUGACAAACAUCUCAAAUUGCUAGCAAGAACAUCCAUCCAUCCAUCCAUUUUCUGAGCCGCUUCUCCUCACUAGGGUCGCGGGCGUGCUGGAGCCUAUCCCAGCUGUCAUCGGGCAGGAGGCGGGGUACACCCUGAACUGGUUGCCAGCCAAUCGCAGGGCACAUAGAAACAAACAACCAUCCGCACUCACAUUCACACCUACGGGCAAUUUAGAGUCUCCAAUGAAUGGAUAUUUUUGGGAUGUGGGAGGAAACCGGAGUGCCCGGAGAAAACCCACGCAGGCACGGGGAGAACAUGCAAACUCCACACAGGCGGGGCCGGGGAUUGAACCCGGGUCCUCAGAACUGUGAGGCAGACGCUCUAACCAGUCGGUCACCGUGCCGCGCUAGCAAGAACACUGUCGACAAAUUCAUAAUUUUUCAGUGCUGAGACAUUAGGAGAAAUAUGACAAACAGUGAGUAUUUAAUCGAAAUGUCAGUGUUUGUGUCUUUAUAAUGAACAAAACUAUAGUAUUGAUACAGUUAAGAAGUGGGAGGGGACAAAUGUUGGUAAAAUGUGCUACUAUCACAAAUAGGGUAGCUAAAUACCUUUCUUUCGAACAUAACAUGUUAUGCAGCAUCUAUCAUGAUUAGUAAUGGUUUUAUACACAUUGGAAUUAUACAGCAUUGGAUCCAAAACCUAGCCUCCCCUGCUGUUAGAAGAUAUCUGUAUCACAAAAAUGGUGUGGUCAAGGAAACAAGAAUGGGAGCCUCUGCUUGAUCUCUCUCAGAUCUGAAUUUAUUAUCCUGUAUAAUGUUCAAACUUGUUUUGAAGUUUAUUGUUUACAGCAGCGUCCCUCAGAAGCUCUUUUCAUAAAGUCUCAAUUAGUUUAUUGUGAAAUGAUUUUAUUUGCAGUUUCCACUACAAAACCUACACUUUUUUUUAAAUCCCCCUUUUGUUUUGCCGCAGUGUUUAAUUAUUUGAUUUUUGUAGAUUUCAAUUAUUAUUAUUUUUUUAAAUCUGCAAGUUUGGAUCAGCUGCACACUUCCUUUUAAUUAUUAGCUAAGUUGUAGAACCGCUGGCCUUCUCUCUAGUCGGACUGUUGCCAUGGUGACAAAUAAUGAGAACAGGUGCAGAUGUCUUUGUGCAUAGGAUUACUGGCUGUACAAAAAGCAAAGUUUGUAUUUAUUGUGUACAAAUGUUAAUUAAUAAAAGAAUAUUGGGGGAAAAAAACGCAUCGUUGCACUCUACUGUUGUCCACCCAUGUUUGCCUUCUUGUGUGUGUCUGUGUGUGUGCACCUGUUGUAGAAAUGUCCACUACAAUUGUGUAUAAUUAUCAAACGUGUGCCUGUUGUGUACCAGGCGCAAGAAGUGGGUGUGAUCGGAGUCUCUCUAUAUAACCAAGGGUGGAAUUUCCUGAAUCAGAGUGCCGAUGGAGGGAAAAGAGAAACACCAGCCCAGUGAGACAACUGAAACAAUUAGACAAUAUCGUUCCUACUUAGUUGACAUUGAAUUUAAAACAACAUAUGGACCAAGCUGCUUCCAAUUGCCGCCUCAGAUCGACAUGUGUGAAUCUUUAUCUGUGCUCUAACCCUACAGACAGCGUGGUGGAGCGGAGAGCUCUGAGAGAGGUUGUGUUCCCCAAACUAAGAGAGCAUUGCAGACACAAGCUGGGAGUGGACUUCAGGGUGAUCGACCCACAUGAGUCCAUUAAUCCCAGCCGCUGGCUGGAUGAAAACACCAGAAACGAGCUGAUAAAAAAUUGCAGAGAGAGCUCUGCUGGGCCCUUUUUACUGGCUUUGAUAGGACCUGAAUACGGCAGGGCCAGUCUUCCUGCCCAGGUGGAGGUGUCCCACUUCCACUUGCUGCUGCAGCAGAUCCAACAAGCAGGCCUCAGCACCAGAGAGCUGGAGAGAGUUUACCACAGAGAUGAGAACACCGUUCCGCCGACGUUCUGCUUGAGAGCCUCGUGCCUGCCUCAGCAGGAGAAUCACAUGGAGGAUUUGGUGAAGAUGUUUGAGGCUGCUGUGAGUCUGUGUGUGCACAAGAACCUUCUGACCGAAGCGAAAGGCCUCACGUUCAACAGAUCAGUCCUUGAUGGCGAUCUACGGUUUGGCCUGAACAACUGUCCUCGUGAUGACAUCGUCAGACGCUGCCAAUGGGGCACUGUUCCAAACUCCGCCCGAGUAAGAUCAUCAUCCAGUGAGGCAGAUUUACUCUCAGAUCUGAUUGACAACUUCCUGAGAGGCCUCAUCGACUCCUGCCAGCUUGAAGCCUACACCACCGCUACAAAUUGUGACCGUCGCCGUGGUUACACCACAGCGCGGAGGCGGGCGUAUGCAGACUUGCUCUGCCAUCAGGUGUAUUCUGACCUGGUGAGGUUGACUGACAACAUUGCAGAGUCUGGACAAAUUGGAAGCGGUUACCUCAGUGAUGCUUUGGCACGGGAGCAAGUCCAACAGGAGGAGCUGUGCGCCAUACUGUCAGGGUUUUACGUCAUCACGAGGCCAGAAAUGGAAGAGAUCCGAGCCUACGUUCAGCAGAGCGACCAGCGGCGUCCACUCGUGCUGACGGGAGGUCCUUGUGCAGGGAAAACAGUGCUGCUGGCUCACUGUGCUCACCAGAUGAGGUCCUGGCUGCGUGACACCGAUCCUGCUGUGAUCACCUUUUUUACCGACUUGCUGGACCUCCCUUCCGCAGAGCGCCUGCUGUCCAGCUUGUGUUAUCAAAUCCUCAGGAGUUACGACCGCUCUUCGUCUUCACAAGACCUCAACGCUGGCCAUCGCCGAGGUGUCACUGAGCUGAGAGACGCUGAAUCUAGCAUAACUCGCCUUAACCCGAGGACUGUGUUUAGGGCCAUCAAAAAACCUGACAUCAGCCUGUAUGAAGUGAAAGAAUAUCUUUGCUUCCUCCUCUCCUUGCUGCCGUCUUCCAAAAAGCCUUUAGUUCUGAUCCUGGAUGGGGUGGAUCAAAUGGGGCGUAAUUUCGCCGUGCAAAUUAUCGAAAGCCUGCCCUCCCCUCUUCCUCCCGGAGUCAAAAUCAUUCUCGGUAUCUCCUCCAAACAAACGCAUCUCAUGCAGGUCAUCAAACUACAUUACCCAGAGUGCAGUGCACCUGGCUUUGUUUCAGAGGGAGGUAAGAAGCAGUUGGGUUAUGUGCAUGUACUGCUGGGUUCUGCAGACAGGAAGCAAUGUCUGAAGGUGCUCAUGUCACUGCUGAGCAACUCCGGGAGAAGAGUGACUUCGGGACAACUGGCACUGCUGAACCAAGCGCUGACUUCCUGUUGUAUCACCCUCUACGUCCGCUUACUUUCUGAUUCAGAAGUAUCAGAGUCACAUCUCCCUGACGGGGUCCACUCAUCCGUUGCUGCCCUGCUGGAUCACUUGGAGCACAAAUAUUCUUCCCCUGUGGUGGCUCAUGCCCUCUCUUACCUCGCCAUCUCCAGUGUAGGACUCACAGAGGCAGAACUUGCAGAUCUCCUGUCCAGAGCCCACGCCAAUCAGAUCACGCAAGUGGAUGUAGAGCGACUGCUUCUCGAACUGAAGGGCUUUCUCAUCAGGAGGACUGUCACAGGGUGUCAAGUUUUGACCUGGGUAAGCCGACAUUUUCGACUUGUCGUGGCAAAGACCUAUUUAGACACAUGUGAGGCCAGGAGAAAAAUUCAUUCAGAGAUGGCCGAUUAUUUCAUUAGUAGAUGGAAUGCAUGCCAUGAAACGUCAUGCCAAGACGAAGGCAGCGCGCAAACGAGUGCAUACGUGGAAGAACGGCCGUCCCUCAUAGAUGCUGUGAAUGCGAGAAAAGCUGUGGAGCUGAUGUAUCACUUACAAGAAAGCAACAGUUUAGAGUUAAGAUGGAAGGUGUUGACGUCAUGGAGGUUCCAUCAUGUUUUGGUGAAGGCUGGCCUCCUAAGGGAUCUUGUGGCCAUGUUGAGGCAAGAGCAGGGAUCUUGGGACAAUCUAAGGGAAUGCUCACUCCUGGCGAGCAUAUUGGCGUCCUCGUCGUGUUUCCUGCAGAGCUCCCCUAUAGAGCUGCCCACAUUAAUGGAGGCAAGCCUCCUCCCAUAUUUGGAGAUCUUCCCUGCGCUCAGAUUUUAUGUCGACGAAAUCAGAUGGGAGAGGGGGAUAAGAGGCUGCGGACUGGCAGUAUUGCUUCCUCCGUCUCCCGACACUGUCCCCCUGCUUCGGCAUCUCCAGCGUGACGGCGGACCAACUCAGCUCACUGUGACCGGUGCAGGGACACCGUGUGGGACGAUCACAGAGGUUAUGCGUGAUGGCUCAGCGUGGCUGUGGAACGGCUCGGACUUUGGUGUGGUGCGACUUUUGCCGAACUGUGAGCAGGGAGAAAUCAAGUUUGCAGGAGUGAAAAGCAGCCACUGAUUCAUGUUAUUUGCCACCUUAUGCAACAAACUGUUCUUGUGCGAUGUUACAGCUCCAGAAAUCUUUGUGGAGGUCAAAGCCUCACACAGACCGAACAUGUUUGAGGGCUUUGUGGCAUUUGAUCGACAGUUAUGUGUAUGGUGGAAGCAGGACAGCAUUGUGGGACUGUUCGAUGCCUCCAACACAAGUGUGACAAAUUUGAAGUGUCGGAGCUACGUAACCUGUGUGGCGUUCAGUUCUUUAGGCUCCCACAUUUAUUGUGGCCAGGAAGAAGGCACCGUUUCUAUAUUUGACAGAGACAGCUGCAGCCUCCUUUGCUCCUGUUCAAACUCAAACCGCUGUGCAAUUGUGUCGAUAAUCCUCUGUAAGGAUAAAGAGGAGAUGGCAUGGUCGGGAGCUCUGAAACUAUGGAAAGUUCCUGCCAAAACACAAACGCCAAGAUUUGUUAAAGAAGCCUCUGCAGGAAGCGAGUUUAACGACAUGCUCAAUACUGAUUACUUGUAUGAAUUCAGCAGUUUUUUGGUAUGUCACUGUAAGCAGGUCACAGUGUGGGAUACGUGUGAGUGGGAGAAGUCUGACCACUUCUGGGCUCCGCAGGGUCAAGCCUUCGCUCAAGUGGUGUUUUCCCAAGAUGGACACCAUUUACUGGCUUUACUAGAGGACUGUCCUCUGGUGUUGGUUUGGAGGCGUAGCACAGCACAGUGUGUUCUCUCUUUAGAUACCAACAACCUGCCUCAUACACUCCUCAAAACCCCCUCACAUAUUGUGUGUGUCACGGACAAUGGCUGCCUUCUUGCGUGGGAUGCCGAGAUGGUUUAUGUUGCUGGCGAAGCUCCAAAAAUGGAAUGCGGGGUGAAAGAUGUGACGGUGGAUAAAACAGGACGGUGGUUCUACACAGCAGAUGGGACGGACACGGUGUGGAGUUGGAGCUUCCAAACAGGUCUUCCACAUGCCAACUUUCUGCAUGAUAAUCCUGUGAAGAAGAUACGUCUUAGUAAGGAUGACCUGACCCUUGUGACACUCUCCGUUGAAGAUAUUUACAUUUGGCAAACAGAAACGGGGCAGAAUAUUUUACGUAUAGGUGGGAGCAGAGCUACGGAUGUUCUUAUUACGCCCAAUUGUAGGUUUGGUGUGAGCAUUUGUGAGCAAGGGCUGUCUCGGGUAUGGAAAAUGGCACACGGGGGUGUUGUAUGCGGUAUUCACCUGUACCUUUGUGAUGCACAGGUGUCGCCUGAGAGCACCUUUCUCAUUGGCCUCCGUGGCGGAGACCUGCUGGCUGCCAGCUUGUGGUCGGGCACGAUCAGCAAAAGCUUCCCCAGGGCGGAAAGCUCCGAAGAUGUUGUUGCUUUCCACACGCUUUCACAGCACGCCGAUUUUGUGGUCGUGAUGGUUGCCUCGGGAGGGAUCUACACCUGGAAGAUGUCCAAUGAGACGGUGUGCAGGCACUUUCAGCUGCCGGGGACAUUAUAUUUUCAACCGCAGAACUUUCAGAUGACGUCAAAUGGAAGCUUUGCAUUGUUGUCUAUUGAUAAUGAAGCGAUCACCCUCUUGGAUGUAUUUCGGGUCAGACUGUGUUCAUUUAAAGCUGGGGGUUCUGUAAUGAAAGCCUGCUUGGAUGAAACGGGACGUUACAUGGCUUACAUCACAGCGAACAAGCGCCAGAGAUGUACCUGUUCCCAGCAUGCACAUCCCACCCUCACCGUGGUGCAACUCUCUGAUGGAGAGAAAGUUGGCCGGGUGUUUCUGUGUAAGGAUCCAUUGACGCUUCUUGUACAUGGACAGCAAUGUGUGUUUGUGGGUUUUCGAGAUGGGUCGGUCGGUGUGUAUUCUAUUUCAGGGCCCUUGAUAGGUGGGGAGGAUGCAGGCAGAUACGUCAAAAACUUGGGGGGUCAGUUAAGGGGCUGCUGUUGGAAUGCAGGACCACUGAGGUGGUUUCCCCUAAAAACACCCAACAUUACAUGGCCUUAGCGACUCUGUGUUACAUAGAACAGGUGUGCCUUGGGUUUUUCAGGAUACGAGCGAGCUUCAGAACCAGAUGGGCUUGGCGGCAGCGCACUGCACGAUAUCCAGCAACCAUCGAUUCACAUUUGCUUCCUUCCAAUGGAAGGACAAUAUCAGUUGGUGGCAGCAAAGCUGGUUUUCCAACUGCCAAAAGCACAACAAGGAAGGACAAUACAGGAGGUACUCUUUGGCAAGUCCAAUCUCCUCAACUUUAUGCCACAUUUCCUUAACCUUUGUUGGAAUACAUCAUCGGUUCAAGGAGAGAUGAAAAGUUAUUGUAGGAAAGGAUCGCUCUGUUUCAAAUGAACUCAACUCCACUUUUCCUAACCGUUGUCAUCACGUGACGGCGAGUAUUGAUGAUGUAAAGUUUCUAGCUUGCUUUAUUUUCUUUUUUUCUGUCCUUUCUCUCUUUCGCUCAAAGAUUUAUCUCUCGCACGUUUCUGUAUUUUAUGAUAUUUUGUGUUUACAGCUGUUUUUUUCUGUAUGGAUUGUAAGGUUAGUCUUACUUUCUUUAAGGCAAUUAUUUUUUUAUGUUCACAUUGCUGUUCUAUAAGACUCUUCUUGACGCAUGUUUAUUUAUAUAUGCUUUUCUGUUCUUAUUAAAAUAUAUAUUUUUGUAUUAUUAAUUUUAAAGUCUCUCGCAUGGAACUCUUGAGUGUCUUUGCGUAGUCUGUGAACUUCGGUGGUCUGUUGCUUAAAAUAUUGCUACCAUAAAGGAUUGUGUAUUAUACGGUAUAUCUCCUUUGCUUUUGAAAAGAGUGUUCAGGAGUAACCUUUGCUCGAGGUGGCUUAAAGGUUGCUUUGAUGCACCUUUCCUAAGCGUUUUUAGAAUUUAAACGACCGAAAGCCGUAAUUGUGUGUUUCUAUAAAGUACAAUAAUGUUGAGUGGAAUUGUACUUAAAGUUUUACUUUUAAAAAAAUUCGGGUGUUUUUUAUUUUUUUGUGUGGUUUUUUUGAGGGGGCUGGAACAGAUUAAUUGCAUUUCCAUUCACUUCAAUGGGGGAAAAUAUUGAAUAUUAAUUUGGGAUGCAAGUCUUUUGAGAUAAAAUUGUGAUCACUGAAUAAAUUAAACUCAAGGCACAACUGUACAUUGAUGAACUCGAACGGCACUCAUACAAGUGCAGACAAGGUUGGAUUGUUAAGAAAAAGGGGGAAAAUGCAUGGCGCACAUUUGUGUAUGUUUGUGAUAUCACACGUGGCGGGCAGCAGUUUCUGAAUCAGGAGAAUGCACUGAAAAGAACGAGGCAGUAGAAUGAACAAUGAUUGGAUGUUAUUGCUAAGCCACACAAAACACCCGACUAAAAUCUUGUCAUUAAUACGUAACAUAAAUCAAUGUGAACUAUGUGUAGCCAAUGCAAAAUAAUGGGACCCUGGAAAUCAUUGUUCAAGGGUGGGCUUUUAUUAUCACUUAAAUAGCUAAAAGAGAGGGAAAAAAGUGGAAACAAUAGAGAGGAACAUAAUUGUGUUUAUGUUACAGCAGUGGGGGGAAAUAAAGUAUGUUCUCUUCUCUCGUUUCGGUCUUGACACCACUUGUUGAGAAUGGACCUUGUUUCAGAAGUUGCAAAAAGCCAAAGAAAAAGAAAAACGUGCCGCGUUAAUUUAUUAGGCUCCAACAGUGCAAAGCGACAUAGAAAAUUGAUGGAUGUAAAUGAGCUCCUAAUGCUGUGGCAAUGCUCUGACAUAGGUUCAAGAUCAAAAUCAAAGUUCGACUGUUAAGAGCUGAAAGGAGCCCGAUGAGUAUUGAAAUAAAACGAAGACAUAGAGCUCCUUUAUGCAAGUCAGUCCAAAAAUUGAGCUGUCAGAAACUUUGUUGAUGAUGUUGCUGUCGUCCUCUUUUUUUUUUUUUUUCAUUUUGUUGUCAUUUAAAAACAGAGUCUGUUGCACAGAGUAAGUAGAACCCCAAUUCCAAUGAAGUUGGGACAUUGUGUUAAACAUAAAUAAAUACAGAAUACAAUGAUUUGCAAAUCAUGUUCAACCUAUAUUUAAUUGAAUACACUUCAAAGACAAGAUAUUUAAUGUUCAAACUGAUAAACUUUAUUUUCUUUUAACUUUAUUUUCUUUUAACAACAUUCAAUAAACGUUUGGGAACUGAGGACACUAAUUGUUGAAGCUUUGUCGGUGGAAUUCUUUCCCAUUUUUGCUUGAUGUACAGCUUCAGCUGUACAACAGUCCGGGGUCUCCGUUGUCGUGUUUUACGCUUCAUAAUGCGCCACACAUUUUCAAUGGGAGACAGGAAGCCACGCUGUUGUAACACGUGCAGAAUGUGGUUUGGCAUUGUCUUGCUGAAAUAAGCAGGGGCGUCCAUGAAAAAGACGUUGCUUGGAUGGCAGCGUAUGUUUCUCCAAAACCUGUAUGUACCUUUCAGCAUUAAUGGUGCCUUCAUAAAUGUGUAAGUUACCCAUGCCAUUGCCACUAACACAGCCCUAUACCAUCGCAGAUGCGGGCUCUUGAACUUUGCGCCCGUAACAGUCCGGAUGGUUCUUUUCCUCUUUGGCCCGGAGGACACGACGUCCACAAUUUCAAAAACAAUUUGAAAUGUGGACUCGUCGGACCACAGAACACUUUUCCACUUUGCAUCAGUCCAUCUUAGAUGAGCUCGGGCCCAGAGAAGCCGGCGGCGUUUCUGGGUGUUGUUGAUAAAUGGCUGUUGCUUUGCAUUGUAGAAUUUCAAGAAUUUCAUUGUAUUCUGUUUUUAUUUAUGUUUAACACAAUGUCCUAACUUCAUUGGAAUUGGUGUUGUAAUAAACAAUGUAUUUUA